Messenger RNA from Brassica oleracea var. oleracea, 933 nucleotides. RefSeq lists its product as uncharacterized. The transcript has a single exon. The record is from RefSeq and is a predicted model, not a curated record. Lineage: Eukaryota; Viridiplantae; Streptophyta; Magnoliopsida; Brassicales; Brassicaceae. Bases 128 to 706 code for a protein of 192 amino acids.
AAUACUCCUGAUCGUAAGCUGUUUUUUACAUCAACCCAUAUAUAUUCAUUUUUAGUCUAGGGUUUUUGUUUUUGAAAAGUAUCUGGAUCAAAAUAAAUUUCUUCUCUUUUUGGUUGUUUGUGUCUUGAUGGUUAUAAUGGUUGAACUCUUAUUUCUUCUUUCUUUUUUGGUAGAACUACAAAGUUAUUGCUUUCAUAUGUAUCUUGAGAACAAAAUAGUGAAAAAUGGGGUGAAUUUUAUUUCAUUACUCUUUAAGAAACCAGUUUCAUGGUUGUGUUUCACCUCCCCACCACUACUUCACAUCUUAGGGCUUAGUUUAUCGCAAAUCCUCCUAACCUCGGCUUCUUUGUUCUUCUGCUCUCUUUUCUUGCCUCUCACAAAGCAACAACCAAACCCUCAAAAAGAGGUUCAAGAUCAAGAUCUUGGUCAACAAGACUCUUUAGGAGACAUCAUCGAAAUAUCUAGGACCGGUGAUGAGAUUUUCACAAAUAAAGACGAAGACGAUGGAACAAUCCCUGAUGAGGAAAGCUUCAUAGAGCUCUCUUUACCAAGCGGCCACUACGUUGGCCAACACUUCAGUACGAUGGCUGGACAUCAAGAUUUCGGACUUAUCCAACUAUUAGCCGAGUUUGAAGACGAUAAUCUGAUCGAAAUCGAUAUUUCCGUCGGAUCCAUUAAGUGUUACACGUUCCAGAUCAAAGCCUGAUUCAUCUUCAUAUAUUUUCUACAACUUGGAUGUAAAGUAAUUGCGGUAUUUUUGCACGUCAGAAGUGCUCUGUGUUUUUGUUGUUCUAGAUCUCUCCAGUCUUGUGGGGUUUUGCUAUUGAUAUAUAUUAGCUACAACAUUAUUCCGAUUUGUAUGUCCUUUUUUUAUCGACAAGUUUUCAGACUAUCACUUAAAUUAUAGUGAUACAACUAAAAUUGACAACAUUA